AUGUGCAGUCAUUUCCUCAUUACUCCCACAUCCGCAUACAAAGAUAUUAUCGAAAGCAUUAAACACCGAUUCAGAGGCGAACUUAAAGAGGUUUGGCCCUGCGACGUCAACGGCGAACCAAUUGGUCCCAGCGAGCCUGGUGAGCUUUUUGAUGGCGUCGAGAUCCCCGCUGACUCGGUAAGUAACUUCGGCAACAUUCAGGAUGGUGAGCGUAUCAUAGUGCGUGUUAGUAAGAACGAGCGCGUCUUCCUGGAGACAAAGCACGAGACCAUACUGUAUUCGGGCGAUGAGCUGGGUCACAACCAAUUCAAGGGAAUGGGGGGCAUAGACCGUCGCGAUCAUAUCCGGGCCUUUCGCCGUCAAGAGGCCGCUCAGCGCAAGAACAUCAUCCGCCUCACUUCUUCUCCUCGAACCAUCGCCUAUGAACUGUCCAUACGCCGCUACUCGCCGGUGUACGCUUUGAAGAUGAUUUUGGAAGAAUGGAAGAUUGUCCCAGUUAAUCCUGUCGACCAAAACUGUCUAGGUGCUCUGGCGAUCCUCAGCAAGGCAACGUGCGGCCAGCAGUGGGCGGUCGAGUGUCUUCUCAUGGACGAGAUGACUAAGCGAAAGGCCGCUUAUGAUAUUCUGCAAGAGAGCGAUGUCGUUCAAGUCAUCAAGAACCUUUACAAAGAGGCCUUCGCUAGUGGAUCUGUCUGGGAAGGCCACCCGAAUCUUUGGGAGCGGACAGAGAAUCUGCUGGAUUAUUGA
This is a messenger RNA of Alternaria ventricosa, 747 nucleotides long. RefSeq lists its product as uncharacterized. The record is from RefSeq and is a predicted model, not a curated record. The transcript is spliced from 3 exons. Bases 1 to 747 code for a protein of 248 amino acids. NCBI's taxonomy places the organism in Eukaryota, Fungi, Ascomycota, Dothideomycetes, Pleosporales, Pleosporaceae.